Messenger RNA from Synchiropus splendidus (mandarinfish), 1105 nucleotides. RefSeq names its product COMM domain containing 4 (gene commd4). Bases 322 to 921 code for a protein of 199 amino acids. The transcript has 8 exons. NCBI's taxonomy places the organism in Eukaryota, Metazoa, Chordata, Actinopteri, Syngnathiformes, Callionymidae. The record is from RefSeq and is a predicted model, not a curated record.
AUGCCAGAUCCAAAAGUUCACGCUGCAGAGCGAGCCAAUCGGAUGAGAGAACAAUAGCAAUAGUGACUCAACAAGAGAAAAGUAGCGCUGGAUUAAGAAACUGUCUCACUGGAAUAUGACUGGACAAACAAUCCCCGGUGGUUGUAAGAGCUCAGCCGCGGUGAGGACAAACUUUAAUCCUCGCGACUGAAAUGUGUUUAUAAUAAUUUUCAGCAUACCGGAAAACGCCCGCCCCUCUUGUGCGGCGUCCAAUCAGACUGUCAGAAAAGUGCCGACUACUUCCUGGUUCUCCCUCCGCUGCCGCUCAGCUGACCUGCAGUCAUGCGGUUCCGAUUCUGUGGUGAUUUGGACUGUCCCGACUGGGUGCUGGCCGAAAUAAGCACGUUAGCAAAACUGUCGAGCGUCAAAAUGAAGCUUCUCUGCGCUCAAGUGCUGAAACACCUGCUGGGGGAAGGAAUCGAUUACGACAAGAUCACAAAACUCACAGCAGAUGCCAAAUUUGAGAGUGGAGACGUGAAGGCCAGUGUUGCGGUUCUCAGCUUUAUCUUCUCCAGCGCUGCGAAACAUGAUGUGGACAGUGAGUCUCUCUCCAGUGAGUUGCAGCAGCUCGGCCUGCCCAAAGAACACACCACUGGUCUGUGCAAGUCCUACGAAGACAAACUGUCCGCCCUGCAGGAGAAGCUCAGAGCGACCAGCCUGAGAUUGGGACGGUUGGAGGCCGUGUCGUGGCGAGUCGACUACACGCUGAGCUCCAGUGAACUGCGGGAAGUCAAUGAACCGGUGGUUCAGCUGAGGCUGCAGUCUCAGGGAGCAGAGUCAGGUGCCUCCCAGACCACCGUGGUGUCACUCUCGGCCGACAAGUUCAGAGUCUUCCUCACAGAACUCAAGCAAGUCCAGACGAUGAUGAACGCACUACAAUAAAGACGUGUUACAGCAAAGCUCUCAGUUUCUCACUCAUGUCCUAUGAACUAGUGAAGCCAGAGGGUGAAUGGCUCUUUGUGGAACCUCUGCCUUUUGAUAAUGACUUAUAUAUUUAGCCACAAUAUAUGUUGCAGCCUGAAUGAACUCGAUUAUAAGUUGCAGCAAACAACAGUCCACCUUUUCA